Molecule: messenger RNA, 1501 nt
Organism: Xiphophorus hellerii (green swordtail)
Lineage: Eukaryota; Metazoa; Chordata; Actinopteri; Cyprinodontiformes; Poeciliidae
Exons: 10
Coding region: 1-1299 (432 amino acids)
Source: RefSeq, a predicted model, not a curated record
AUGUUGCUCUCUGCGUUGCUGCUGCUGCUGCUGGUCAGCGAUGCUCAAGCCACUCAUUUUCGUGGCACUAUGAUGACUUACUACCCAGCAGAAACUAACUCAGACGGAUCCAUCUCUGUGAUUCUUCGCUUUAGGUUUAACCACCAAACCUGCACUGAUGGUACUUAUGGUUGUUCUGGAAACUGUGGUAAUGAGAGUACGAUUCUUGUAAAUACCAAGAUUGAGGAAGAGAGUGGUUCUUGGUGUCAGAGUGAAAAAAUCACAACUCGGCUGCUUCCCAACAACUCUCCAUUGCAGCUUGCGUUUUCCAGCAAUGCAUGGUUUACUAAUUUAAAUGGGAUUGUAGACUGGAGAGCGGUGACCGACGUUGAGCUGAGGCGGCGAUCCGACACCAAAAAAUCAAAUUCAUCACCGCAAACCACCGUGGUUCCCGCACUGAGGGUACCAUCAAACUGUGGAGUAAAUAUUCCCCUGUUGGCCUUUGACCCCGAUGGAGACCAGGUUCAGUGCAGAUAUGCUAGCCUUUCUUUAACAGAAUGUGCAUCGCCCUGCACACCUCCACCUGUCCUCAGCCUCUCCUCUACCUGCAUCCUGUCAUUCAGGGAAACGUCCAGCAGUGAUGAAGGCUGGUACGUCGUCCAGAUGGUGAUGGAGGAUUUUCCCCGACAACCCGUCACUCUGACUCAGACUGACGGGUCACAGGUCGCAAAAACUACCAAAGAUGCCAUCAGCAGGAUACCGAUCCAGUUCCCCUUUCUAGUGGAUCCUGCAGUAUCUUCCUGCACAGAAGGAUAUUAUCGGCCCAGAUUUGUGAGUCCAACUCCAGAACAUGGAGCUCAGCUUUCCGUUGUUCCCAGUCAGGCCGUGGCGAUCAGCAUACAAGCAGAGGCCACUAAUUCUGUGAUCUCUGAGCUGCUGCUCAGCGGGCCGAACAACGUGGUCAAGAUUUCAUCAGGAUCAGGAAGUUUCACUCUGACGUGGAAACCAUCUGCAAGUGAAGAAGGACAGAGCCACCCCAUCUGUUUUGUUGUCCAAGCAACUGUCAGCACUUCUGUUUUUCAGUCUGCGCUUCGAUGCGUUGUUGUGAAUGUUAAAGAACCACCCGUGACUCAUGUUCGUGUUCUCAGAAUGAAGAUCUCAACCACGCUCUCACUAAAGGACAACAGAAAUGCCAUCCAAGAUUCAAUAAAAGAAGAACUGAUAACGAACCGAGGAUUUCCGCCAUUCAUAACUGUGCGCCUGCUGAGCGACGGGUCAGUGGUAACAACGCAGCAGGCGCCCCCUAGUGGCCAACUUUGAGAAUGAACCAUUUGUGGAAAAGCGCUGGACACGGAACCACUUUAUCUGGACAUUUCAAAACCCGUUACUGACAUUAAACCCGAACUUCAGCGGCUUCAAACAAUAUAGUUACAAUUUAAUAUAUUUUAACUCAUCGGCUUUCGCAAUCUGCUAAUGAUUUUUUUCCUCAAAUAUUCUCUCACUUUUAAGUAAUUCUUGGAUC